This is a messenger RNA of Melopsittacus undulatus (budgerigar), 4981 nucleotides long. RefSeq names its product POM121 transmembrane nucleoporin (gene POM121). The coding region runs from base 19 to 3234 and encodes 1071 amino acids. Lineage: Eukaryota; Metazoa; Chordata; Aves; Psittaciformes; Psittaculidae. The transcript has 13 exons. Gene Ontology annotation, molecular function: structural constituent of nuclear pore. Gene Ontology annotation, biological process: protein import into nucleus; RNA export from nucleus. The record is from RefSeq and is a predicted model, not a curated record. Gene Ontology annotation, cellular component: nuclear pore.
CCGUGGCGCUCGGUAGGGAUGGCGGUGCCGGGCCCGCACCGGGCCCGUUGGCUGCUGCCGCUGGCAGCGGCCGUCACCGUGGCGCUGGCCUGCCUGGUGCUGCAGGGCUCGCUGCUGGGCGCGGCGCUGGGCGCGGCCGGAGCCUGGUGUGCCAUGCGGCCCGGCCCGCCCGCCUCACGCUGGCCCGCCCCGCACCCGCCCGCACGGCGCCCGUACGGCAAAGCUGCCGCUAACGGAGGCCCGGCCGCUGGCGCCGUCCGAGUUGAGAGCCCCGUGUCCCGUCGCUACUGCCUCGAGGCCCCGCUGCCGACCGUGCGCCGCCGGUACCCGCUGCCGCCGGACCGGAGCCCCGGGACUGUUUUCCUGCCGGUCCGCUGGGACAGUCAGAUGCCCAGGGGCUCGCCAUGGGCCCGGCGCCCAGCCCCUCUCCGCAGCCCCGUCACUGUGAAGGUUGCCGGCCUGGCUCACUCUCCUGCCUUGACCCAGCAAAUCUUAGCUAGGAACUUCCAGGACAAAAGCAGCCCAGACCCCUGCGCCAAAGAGACCGUGCUCAGCGCCAUCAAGGAGUGCAGGAAGAGGCCCUUGCAGCAGGAGGACAACCAGGCUUUGGGAAGUGAUCAUGACAACAAGAGGAGGCGCUGUGGCGGCAGUGAAAGUGGGCAGUUGGCUAUAAAGACACCAGAAGCAAACGGUGCCCCUGCUUCUCUCGUACCAAAGCCUGAGGCUAUGAAGAGGGACCUUGACUCACACCACUCAGAGGAGUACUCAAAAUCGAACUUCUCUUCUCCCAGCAAAACAUACACUGCAGGCAUCCCAGGUUCUGAGCGCAAUGCCAUCGCCAGCUCUUACAGCUCAAGCCGGGGACUCCCACAGGUGAAGAGAAGGUGUUUGAGUGUGUCCCCACAGUCCAGCACAGCAUCCUCCUGCUGCGAGAUGCCAGAGUGGCCUCUUAAGAAAGGAAGGGAACGGGAGAUGCGGCAUUCCAAGACUUGCACUCCAGUAAAAUUGGACAAGGCUGUGCAGAUGGAGGAAGCUGUGGAGAGGGCUGAGCAGAAGCGGCAGCAGUCCCCGAGCCCACCACCAUCGCCGGGAAACGGAAGGCCACGCAAGAGGAGCAUCUGCCUGCUGGUGCCUUGGGAUAAUGAACCACUGGUGCUGCCCCCUGGGCCUGACCCCGGCUACCCCAUCACAGAGGAGAUCAUAGAGGAGGAGAGGAAGGCAGCGCAGCAGCGGUUGCACCGACUGCUGGGGCAAAAGGAGGCAGAUGAGGUCCCCAGCACCACUGCAGAGGGUAUGCCCAUGUCUGGGCCGCUGGCUUGCACCGUGACCUCCCCAUGGGCUGCUCCUGCCCCAGCUGGCACCAGCUCACUCCCGGACAGCCUGAAUCGGACGCAGAGCAGUGCGGCUGCGCCCAUGCUGGCAGACUCCACUGGAGCUGCAGUAGUGUCCCAGCCACUUUCAUCAGCUGCCCAGCUGCCUGCUCCGGCUCUGUCACUGGAGCUGCGUUCUCUGCCUGCCACCUCUGCUGACACCAAGUCUGUGCUGAGCACAUCUGCUCUGACUGUUCCUGGUGCCCCCAGCAGCACAGCAGCUCCUGCAUUCACAGAGCUGGGCCAGACUCCCAGCAAGCCUCCCUCCUUCCCAAAACCAAGCAUCCUUUUUGGGACGCCAGACACCACUCCCUCCAACCAGCUGGCAAUGAAUGCAGGCACUGCUGUGCCUACCACAACCCCUGUAUUCAAACCCAUCUUUGGGGAGAGCCCAGCCUCCUGUGCAGCUGUUGUCUCCACCACCGUCACCAUGUCUGUGAGCUCAGGCCCUUCCUCAACACCCUCUACCACCACCAUGUUCAAGCCCAUCUUCGGCAGUGUCAUCACAGCUUCAUCUUCAGCAAACACCUCUCCUUUUGCCUUCCAACCACCCCUGCAGCCGGCCUCGGGUGCAGAUCUGCCUGCGGCCUCCACAACAACCCUGGCAGGAUUCACAGGUCUCCCUAACGUCAUCUUCACCACGGCAGCUAUGACAGCCACCACAGAGAGUUCCUUCACAGACGCCACCAUCAAACCCGUCUUCAGCUUUGGUGUCAAUGCACCCACCUCCACCGGCCCCACCACCAGCCUGACCAUCACCACUGCCACAGCCACCAGCAUGUCCCAGCCCUUCCAGUUUGGGAGUCCAGCCACCUCAGCUCCCAGCACAGAAAUCAGCUUUGCCACCCCAGGGUCCGUGCUCCAGUUUGGAAAGCCAACACCAGCCACAGUCACUGCCACCACCACUAUCCCAGGAGGCCCUGCCUUUGGCCAAGUGCCUACAAACUUGAUGGCUCCUGCCACUACUGCAGGCUUUAGCAUAUUUGGUGGGACCACGCUGAGCUCUUCUACCCCAGCCACCACAAGCCAGGUGACACUGACAUUUGGCUCCCCUGCUUCAGCUUUUGGCAGUUGUGCUGGCGCAGCUGCGAGCCAGCCAGCCACCAGCCAGCCUGCUGCUGGCCCCGCCAGCUUUGCCUCCACAUUCAGCUUUGGAGCCCCUGCAGCCCAGUUGGCUGCUCAGCCAACAUUCGGCAGCAGUGCUCAGCCAGCCUUUGGCCCAGCCAGCACCCAGAGCUCCUUCGGCACCAGCAGCACCCAGGCAGCAUUUGGGAGCACCACAUCGGUCUUCUCCUUUGGGACAGCCACCUCCACCACCGCCAGUUUUGGUUCCACCACCCAGACCACGAGCAGCAGCACCACUGGCUCCACCAUCUUUGGCACCACCCCUUCUCCUUUCACCUUUGGGGUGACCACCCAGCCGGGACCCUCCACCAGUGCCUUCGGGGUGGGCACGCCAGCCCUGAGCAGCGGCUCCCCUGCUGCAGCUUUCAGCUUCGGGGCUGGGCAGAGCGGGGCAGCCCUGGCAGCAGCACCAUUCGGCUCCUCCCUGGCACAGAGCGCGCUGGGUGCACAGAGUCAGAGCACGCCCUUCGCCUUCACCAUGCCCAGCACCCCCAGCAGCAAGCCCGUGUUUGGAGGAACUCCUGCACCCACUUUUGGGCAAAGCACACCUGUCCCAGGAGCAGUGGGGAGUGGAAGCAGCAGCCUUUCCUUCAGGACUCCCAGCACUCCUGCCUCGGGCUUCGGAGGAGUCGGCCCUUCCUUUGGUUCGUCCACCCCCACCUUCUCCAUCGGGGCAGGAUCCAAGGCCGGUGCUCGCCAGCGGCUGCAGGCACGGAGACAGCAUACCCGCAAGAAAUAAUGGCCACUGCUGCUUGUCCCCCGCCCGAGGGGGCUCCAGUCCAGAGCAGCACCAAGGUGGGACCGGAGUGAUGGGGCCAGGCUCCAGCUGUGCUGCCAGCAAGAGACUGUGUUGGGUGGCAGCGCCUGAGGUGGUGAGCCAAAAACUUGUUACUUGAACAGUUCCACAGCCAAGGCUGGGUGAACCUCUGUACAUAUCUGCAGUGUUUCCUUCCUGGCUUUCUUUUGCCAUGUUUCAUUAGGUGUAACCUUUUCCCGAUGUGCUUCUCCUCACUGAGCACCCCCAGCCAGCCCCCACCGUGUGGCAUGGCACAGCCCCAUGGCUGCAGAGGGAUGCUGUCUUCACCAGGUCCGAAACCUUUCCCCUGUUUGAUCCCAUGGCCUAGUGAACACACUCCCUCUGCAGGGCUCUACUUUGUUGCCCUCCCUGCAGCAGUGGAGCUGGGGUUAGUGUCAGCCUGGCCUGGGCCCCCAGGUGCCGUGGGUGACCAGCCCAGUCUCCACAGUAGGGUGAUGGGUCCUCGUAGCCGAGGAUGCGCCGCACCCUGGUACCUCAGCCACGGAUGGGGAUCUUUUCCUCCCCAGCCCUCACUGCUCCCACUGCCCCACUCGUGUAAAGCCCUUUCUUGUUUUGCUUAUUUGUGCUCCCGUUCCCAUGCGCUCAUUGAAUCAAGUUUGGAGGAAGAACUGAUUGGUGUGUGUGGCGGCAUGUUGGUUAUGCCGGAUUUGCUGUAGGGAGUUUUAUUCUUUCAGGGAGCACCCGUCCCUCUUUCGGGGACAUGUCCUGGCUAAUUGGGUGUUGACAGCAGCAGCAUUGCUGUGUGGCUGUUUGUGCUGGGGCUUGUCCCCAUGCUGUGGGGACUGAAAGCAGCCAGGGCUGGGUGCUCCAGCCCUGGCAGUCUCUUCCCCUCCCCAUGUUUGGGUGCUCUGGAGCCAGCUGGGGAGUCCAGAGCGGAUGGGGAUCCUCCCCACAUCCAAAUUGGUUUCCAUCUGUGGCUCAUCCCCACCCGUGUGGGGUUUCCAGCUCCCAGGAGCUGUGGUGCUGCCUCCUUGGGGCCGUUCAGUGGCAGAGGGGCAGAGACUGCCAGAACCAGGGGUCACCCAAGAGCUGCACCCCUGCCUGUGGUGGUCCCCACCACCUCCAGGAGGGCUUUGCUGCCAGGUCUUUAUUCUCCUAGACGUGUGAGUGUGUGUGUCGGGUGGAGUCUAAAUUACAGAAAACCAACAAAUAUUUAAAUGUUUUUUAAUGAAAUAAAACUUUAUUUUUAUAUUUAAGCUCAAUUGCCUUUGAGUUCCUUCUAGCUUGGUUCAGUGAGAGCGCAGACCCUGGAGCACUGUUGGUAGUGUUCAGAUGUGCUGGCCCCUGCCCAGCAUGGCCCAAGGGACUUGGCUGUGCUGGGGAAAGGCAGCUUCAUCCCGUGGACUCUGCUGCGCUCCCCAGCCUGUUACAGCAUCUCCUUCCUUCUAAACUGGGAUGUACAUGGAUGUGACUAAACAGGUUUUGUUUAUUUUUGUUCUUCUCCAAGGAUGAAGAGCAUUCUGAUGGUGAGGGGCUUUCUGGGCCACCAGGACCAAAGUGUGGGUUCUGACAUUUCUGUUGAGCAUUUUUACUGUUGUUCUAUUAUUCUAGAAACGUUCUGCUAUUGUACUACUAUCGUUUUGGUUUCCUCUUGUUUUACUGUGAAUGUGCAAUUUUUUCCCCCUUGCUUUUUAUGUCCCCCAUUUAAAAUAAACAGACUGUGUUCACA